AUGGCGUUUAUUAAAGAGGAGAGUGAAGACAUUAAGAUUGAAGAAACAUUCAGAGUCAAACAAGAAGAUACUGAGGAAGAAACAGACCUGAUGCCACUGAAAGGGGAGAAUCAAGAACUGAAUGAAAAUGAAGAGAAAGACCAGUGUGAGAAACAUUUUGAUUUAAUAACUGUAGAAAAAUCUUUAAGUUACUCAAAGACUGAAAGGACUUCUUCACAAAAAAGAAAUCAACCAACAGGAACAAUGAGUUAUUUUAUCUGCAGUCAGUGUGGAAAGAGUUUCAGUUACCUUGGAAACCUUAAAGUCCACCAGAGAAUUCACACUGGAGAGAAGCCGUACACAUGCCAUCAGUGUGGAAAGAGUUUCACUCAAAUAGAAACCCUUAAAGUCCACAUGAGGAUUCACACCGGAGGGAGCUCUUUCACCUGCCAACAGUGUGGAAAGAGUUUCACCCAAAAAGGAAGCCUUAAAGUCCACAUGAGAAUUCACACCGGAGAGAGUCCUUACAUCUGUAAUCAGUGUGGGAAAAGUUUCAAUCGAAAAGAGUCCCUUACAACUCACAUGAGAAUUCAUACUGGCGAGAAGCCUUACACGUGUCCUCAAUGUGAAAAAAGUUUUACACAUAAAGUAACACUUAAUGCUCAUAUGAGGAUUCACUCAAGAGAAAUCCAUUUUAUAUGUCAUCAGUGCGGUAAACAUUUCAUAGACGAAAAUCGCCUUAGGAAUCACGUAGUGAGUCACACUGGAGAGAAGCCUUGUAUGUGCCAUCACUGUGGAAGGUCUUGUACAAACAAGUCAAACCUUGUGGUUCACAUAAGAAUUCACACUGGAGAGAAGCCUUUCAUAUGUAUUCACUGUGAAAAGAGUUUCACAAAUCAAGGAGUCUUGAAUCGUCAUUUGCAAACUCAUUCUGAAAAGAAAUUGCAGUGUUCCUCAGUGUCACAGUGUUAA
Messenger RNA from Sinocyclocheilus anshuiensis, 951 nucleotides. Its product is annotated as gastrula zinc finger protein XlCGF8.2DB-like. Bases 1 to 951 code for a protein of 316 amino acids. Gene Ontology annotation, biological process: regulation of transcription by RNA polymerase II. Gene Ontology annotation, molecular function: DNA-binding transcription factor activity, RNA polymerase II-specific. NCBI's taxonomy places the organism in Eukaryota, Metazoa, Chordata, Actinopteri, Cypriniformes, Cyprinidae. Gene Ontology annotation, cellular component: nucleus. The transcript is spliced from 3 exons. The record is from RefSeq and is a predicted model, not a curated record.